AUGAUUAGCUUUAGAAGAACUGCUCUUUUCAAUAUUUUGAUUUUCUUGUUCUUUUUUGCAACUAAUAAUUAUGUAUUUGCUCAUAAUGGACACUCUUGCUCACAUGGUUUUAAUGAUAAAAUUAAAGAAACUUAAAGAAAGCUUCAUGAAUACUUUAAAUAGAAUCCUGUUGACUAUUCUAUAGAUAAUUAAGAUAGAAAUCUAGGCGCUUAAACUAUUUAACCUAUCAGAGUUACAACAGACUUUUCUCGUUUAUCCUCACAACCAGGAGGCCCAGCUAUCUCAGAUGAUUAAAUGAAAUAUUUAAUUUCUGUCUCAACUACUGUUGCUAAUUUUCUUUCUAAUUUCAUCAAAGUUUAACCAAACCUUAGCAAUAAUAAAUUUGAUACUUCAUAAUUUAGUACUUGUCUCGAAGUUAUUCCUUCAUAAAAUGAUUAAACCACAGGUAUUCCUUAGUCAGAUCUUCAUUUGUAUUUCAUUUUUAAUAAUGAACCAAAGGAAGGAUAUGUAGCAAAUGCAGCCUCUUGUAAUCUUUAGCGUAGCUCUACAUAUAUAAGACCAAAUUUUGGAAGAGUCUAAUUUAACAUUGCUAAUAUGAAGAAUUCUGGUACUAAUCUGGAGAAAUAUUAAAAUGAUGUUAUGGCAACAUUACAUGAAGUCAUCCAUAUCCUUGGCUUUUCUGAUGAUGCGAUGAAGAACUGGUAUAAUAAAGCUACUAAUUAACUAUUAGGCUAAGAAGCAGCAGACAAAUUAAUUACUACUUAAACUCUUAGAGGAAUAUAGACAAGUUUAUUAGGAUCUCCAAAUGUUUUAGCUACAGCCCAAAAAUACUAUGGUUGCCAGACCUUACAAGGAAUGCAAUUAGAAAAUUAAGGUGAUUCAGGAUCUAAGAACUCACAUUGGGAAAGAACAGUUAUCAGAAGUGAAAUAAUGACAGCUUCUGUUCUUGUUGAAGGCUUUAAUUUAAGUAUCUUUAGUGUCUCUCUUCUCAAAGAUACUGGAUAUUGGGACGAUGUAAAUGAAAAUUUAACUGAUCCUAUCUAUUGGGGAAAAGGUAAAGGUUGCGAUUUCUUCCAAAAUGCUUGCAAAAGUUCUACUCAAUAUGAAGAGUUUGUAAAUUCCGGUUAAACAGCUUGCUCUUUUUGGGGUGACGGAUAAGGCUAAGGGGCAAAUAGUGAUGCUUUUGGUGACAGUUGCAAUGUAGCUGAGAUUUAUACUAAUCUUUUAUGUAGCGAUAUAGCUAAUUAAAGUUAAUAAGCGAAUCCUCCAUCAUAUUACACUGAUACUUCAAAUGAUUUUUCUUACAAUUCUAAAUGUUUUGCUUCUACUGUUUACAGUCCUACUGCUAAAUAAAAUAACUACGAUGAUAAACUUAGAUGCCAUUUUACUUAGUGUUCUCCUGAUAAAUCAUAACUAACAAUUAGUUUCUCUCAAAUUCCUAAUACUCAAGUCGUUUGUGGAACUAGUGAUUAAGGAAAUUUAAAGGAUGUAGUCUAUUAAGGAACUAAAUUAGGCCAAAUAACAUGUCCAUCUAAUAUUCCAAGACUAUGUGAUGAUUAAUAGUGUGUAAACUUUUGUACUUACAAUGGUAUUUGCAUUAGAGGAUAAUGCUUGUGUAAUCCAGGUUUUGGAGGUGCUGACUGCAACCAAUAAUGUAAUGGCUUUAUUAACUAAGCUGGAGCAUGUGUGUCUUAAUGUCCAAACGGAACAUUUGGUAACUCUGAUAAUGUAUGUAGGCCAACCUGCCAAAAUGGAACUUAUCCAGACUCAGCUACAGGUUUAUGUAAGUAAUGCGACUUUUCUUGUUCUUAAUGCGCUGGUCCUAGCAGCAAUCAAUGCAAAGCUUGCCAAUUUUUGACAUAUUUAAGUAAUGGUUCAUGUGUUGCAACUUGCCCAAGUGGAUAAUUUGCUGAUGAAACAUCAAAGACUUGUUAGAAUUGUCCUGAUGGAUGCUCUAGUUGUACUAGUUAUACUAAUUGCACCGGUUGUAAAUCUAGUUAUACUAUGAGUUCAACAACAUGUAUUAAUCCUUCAUGUACUUCUCCUUGCGCUACAUGCACAUCUACUCCUACUAGUUGUCUUUCAUGUGCAUAAAAUCUUUAUCUUUAAUCAGGAAAUACAUGUAGCUCUAAUUGUCCAUCAGGUUUUUAUAAAAAUUCAAUAAACAUGACUUGUACUGCUUGUUCAACUGGAUGUAAAACCUGUUCAGAUGCAAAUACUUGUACUUUAUGUGAUAGUUCUAACGGUUAUAGACUAUAGGGUAAUACAUGUACUCUUUGUGCACCAGCUUGUGCAACAUGUUCUUCAUCAAAUCCCAGCAGUUGCUUAUCUUGUGAGAAUGGCUUGUAUUUGUUUAAUAAUUAGUGUGUAACAAAAUGUUAAGAUGGAUAUUUUAAUGGUCCAAGCUACAUUUGCAAUCCAUGUAUGAAUGGAUGCGAUUUAUGUUCUGAUGGAAAUUCUUGUAAAACUUGCAAUGCUAAUUAUAAGCCUUACACAUAUAAAAAUUAACAAGUUUGCAUUAAUUCCUCAUCUUGCUUUUCUCCUUGCUCUACCUGUAGUGGUACUUUCUAGCCUACAACAUGUGCAUCAUGCAAUAAAAACUUCUAUUUAUAAGGUACAAAUUGUGUAGUUUAAUGUAGCUAAGGAUUAUAUGCCAAUUAAUCUACUUAAACAUGUAUCUAAUGUCCUACAAAUUGUUCAGCUUGUCAAGACACCUCAACUUGUACAACUUGCUCAAGCGGCUACUUCUUGUAUCAAAAAAGCUGUGUUAAGUAAUGCCCUAAUGGGUAUUCUGGAAAUAACAAUCAAAUAUGUGUUCUAAUAAAUGAUAAAACUUUUUCUGAAAGAAACUAUUUUGCUUUAAUGCUUUUGCUUUUAAUGAUUGUUUUAUCACUUUGA
Molecule: messenger RNA, 2898 nt
Organism: Tetrahymena thermophila SB210
Lineage: Eukaryota; Ciliophora; Oligohymenophorea; Hymenostomatida; Tetrahymenidae
Product: leishmanolysin family protein
Exons: 4
Biological process (GO): cell adhesion; proteolysis
Cellular component (GO): membrane; cytoplasm
Molecular function (GO): metalloendopeptidase activity
Source: RefSeq, a predicted model, not a curated record